Messenger RNA from Nymphaea colorata (pocket water lily), 1952 nucleotides. RefSeq names its product UV-B-induced protein At3g17800, chloroplastic. The transcript has 3 exons. Lineage: Eukaryota; Viridiplantae; Streptophyta; Magnoliopsida; Nymphaeales; Nymphaeaceae. The record is from RefSeq and is a predicted model, not a curated record. The coding region runs from base 466 to 1695 and encodes 409 amino acids.
CUGGUCCAGUCCAUUUUGCCGCUUCGGAUUCGAUCGGAAGAUAUUUCCCCGCCGUAUUUUGGUUCAGAAAUUCUAGCAGACUUUUUUUUUUUUUUGUGAAAAUGAUAACGCAAGGAAUGAAAAGGAAAUUUUGAAAGUUCCUGGACCAAAAAUAUCGCAAUCUAGAGCUUCAAUAGGCUCUCAUUUCAUUGCAGCAACCUACAGUCCCCCAAGUUCUCCGAACUCCAUGGGGAACUCCUAAAAUCGACGGAAGCCUUCGGAAAACCUUAUAUUUUCUCACUUUCCUUGGUACCCAUUUUCCCUUUUCUUUCUUUUCCUGGGAAAUUUUGCAAUUUGUUUUCUUCCAUUUCGGCCGCCGAUAGGGAGAGUAAUCUGCUCUGCAGCUUUCUCCAGUUGAGUAUUUUGCAUUGGUCUCUGCUUUUCCUCCCUUCUUUUCGCUCCCAAGUAGCUGAAGGAGGUUCCCAGAUGCAGAGCUCCGGUCUCUUGAGCGACGGCCCAGUGAUUUCUCCGGCCGCUUAUGCGUAUCGGUCCCUGGAUUUCAGGCAGAUUCCGCCGUUACUGGAACCGAAAUCUUGGCUUUCCGGUGGGAUGUUGAAGGUCCGACAUGCAUUUGGAUUGCAAAGUCUAGGAGUUAGAACCCAAGGUUACAGAUUGAAGAUUUGGACGACAAAAGCAUGCAUGAACUCCAGCGAGGAUACAAAGAGAGUUGCACCUCUUCAGCUAGAAUCAUCUGUGGGGCAGUUUCUUUCUCAGAUCUUACAGAACCAUCCUCAUCUGUUGACUGCUGCAGUUGACCAACAACUAGAGAGGCUUCAAGAGGAUCGAGAUGCACAGGCUAAAGAUUCAGUUGCUGCUGCUGACGUCCUGUACAAGCGAAUAGCUGAAGUCAAGGCUAAGGAAAUGCAAGCAUCUUUGGAGGAGAUAAUAUAUGCUCUAGUUGUUCAUAGGUUCAUGGAUGCAAAUAUCUCAUUGAUUCCAACAAUUUCACCAUCAUCAGAUCCUCUUGGUAAGGUCGAUAUAUGGCCAUAUCAGGAGCAGAAGCUUAUGUCCAUCCAUUCUAUGGAAGCUUACGAGAUGAUUGAGAGCCACCUCUCUCUUGUUCUGGGUGGCAGCCAAUUCCCCGACCCUCUAGAUUCUGUAGUUCAGAUAAGCAAGCUGAGAGUUGGAAAGCUCUAUGCUGCUUCCAUCAUGUAUGGUUACUUCCUCAAACGUGUGGACGAGCGGUUUCAGCUUGAACAGUCUAUGGAAACUCUUCCUAAGCACAUCGAAGAAGAGAGUAUGCCUUCUGAAAACGUGUUGCCCAACGAUGAGAUAUGGGAUGUGACUUCAUGGUUUCAGGCCUCUAUAGGGGAUGACUAUGAGGGAUAUCAUGGCACUUCAGAUCCGAAUGAGGUAAAAAAUGCAUAUAAAUUAAGGUCAUAUGUUACACAUCUCGAUGGGGACACCUUACAACGUUAUGCAACUAUAAGGUCCAAAGCUGCAGUUUCCAUAAUCGAAAAGCAGACACAAGCUCUUUUUGGGAGGCCUGAUAUCAAAAUUGCAGAAGAUGGAACUCUUGAUACAUCCAACGAUGAACUGAUUGGAUUAACAUUUGCAGGGUUAACUAAUCUUGUGUUAGAGGCAGUGGCAUUUGGCUCAUAUUUGUGGCAGGUUGAAAGUUAUGUUGAUUCUAGAUACAGCUUUGUGAACCGUUGAAAAUGCAUUGUAGAUGUUUUACUUUGCCUUUGUAAGUAGAUCGCUAUGUCCUGAAUUUUUUUCUUUUUAGGCCCAUUGAAGCCUUAUCUGUCAAAAUGAUGCAUGCUUCAGCACAUUUACACUGACAAUUACAUGUAUCUUUUUUGUUGGUGACUUAGUGCGGUACAAAAAGAGAAUCUAUUGAAACAAUGUCAAAGUGGUUGGACAUAUUUUCGUAGUCCAGCUAUUCGUUGAUCAAUAUCAAUUCUGUUAGUCUA